AUGAGCAAAAUCUGGGGAAUUUUGGUGAUUUUCUGCUUUAUUAAGGAAUCUGCCAGUCUUGAUGCGUGUGUUAUAGGUGAGUAACUAGACUCUAGUUUUGGUAUCUACAUUUUCGUACCAAAAUUCAAAUUUCAGAUCAUUACGCACUUCGUUUUUCUGAUGUUUCUGAUUUAUUUAAGUUAAAUAUGAGUCUCACAGAUGUUACUCAAAUUAUUGAUCAAGGAGAUGGACCAAUUCAAAUCAAUGAAUUUGGACAAUUUUCAGCUACUCCCUGGUCGAAAAAUUCAAUUGAGUUUUGCGGAGAAAUAUGA
Messenger RNA from Caenorhabditis angaria, 311 nucleotides. The record is from the annotation of a GenBank genome assembly. Lineage: Eukaryota; Metazoa; Nematoda; Chromadorea; Rhabditida; Rhabditidae.